AUGACCUCUGAGACAUGGAUCUUCGUACCCCUGCCUCGCGGAACGAUGGGUAUGGUUAUGCUUGCUCCACGUUGCUCCAAGCCGUCCUGCAGUGGUCUUUGGGUCUCAGUCUUGCUUGUCCUGCCGAUUGCAGCUCCCCCCUCCAGCUUUCGGGACUCCUCCUUCUGCCUUCCUCCCUCUUGCCCACUGGCACCACCGCUGGAGGUCCUGCGCAUGGAUGCGCAUGGGCCACUUGGGAAGACGCUUUUGGGGCCUGCACAUCACGUGUCCAUCCGCUCGAACGAGUAUGUCGUCCUCCGCUUUGACAACGAAGCAAUGCCAGUUUCUUGCAACCGAGCGACAGGCUGGGAUAUUGGGCCUCGACGAAGGUCUGAAGCAUGCAGCACUUCAAAUGGCCCGGGCCACUGCGCUCCAACCCACAUUCAGGGCAAUAAAACGGCUGGAAGAUACCAAUGGCCAAGCAAAGUCUUCGUGGGAGGGCUGGUUGUGCAGGUGCUGCGAUUGUUUUGA
Messenger RNA from Symbiodinium natans, 510 nucleotides. The record is from the annotation of a GenBank genome assembly. NCBI's taxonomy places the organism in Eukaryota, Dinophyceae, Suessiales, Symbiodiniaceae.